Molecule: messenger RNA, 1974 nt
Organism: Sporothrix brasiliensis 5110
Lineage: Eukaryota; Fungi; Ascomycota; Sordariomycetes; Ophiostomatales; Ophiostomataceae
Exons: 4
Coding region: 1-1974 (657 amino acids)
Biological process (GO): actin filament network formation; actin filament bundle assembly
Cellular component (GO): actin filament; cytoplasm; actin filament bundle
Molecular function (GO): actin filament binding
Source: RefSeq, a predicted model, not a curated record
AUGAACGUUCUCAAGCUUCAGAGGAAAUUUCCUCAAUUCCAACAGAAUGAGAUCUUUGAACUGAGCAAUGCCUUCCGCAACCUCGAUGUCGAUGACAAGGGCUACGUCGACGAGGCCACGGCCAUCAAGGCUACACAGGCGAGCGAGCGUCAGCCAUACGACGUCGUACGCCAAGCUCUAAAGGAGGUGGACCUCGACUCGUCGCGGCGCGUCGAGCUCGAAGACUAUGUCGGCCUCAUCGCAAACCUCCGCAGUGGCGCUGGCGACCCCAAGCGCAUCUCCACCGGCGCCUCGCCGCUCCCCGGCCCGGCGUCACCAAAGGCUGGCAUCGUUUCCCAGCGGACAGGCGGCGCCGGCGGCGGCCAUGCCUCCAAGGGCAGCGUCAGCGGCAAGAUCCACGUCCAGGGAUCCAACGCCAAUACCACCCACACCAUCAACGAGGACGAGCGCACCGAGUUCACCCGCCACAUCAACGCCGUCCUGGCCGGCGACCCGGACAUUGGCAACCGCCUGCCCUUUCCCACAGACACCUUUGAGAUGUUUGACGAGUGCAAGGACGGCCUUGUCCUGGCCAAGCUCAUCAACGACAGCGUGCCUGACACCAUCGACGAGCGUGUGCUCAACGUUGCCGGCCGCAAGACAAAGACCCUGAACGCAUUCCAGAUGACCGAGAACAACAACAUUGUCAUCGAGUCCGCCAAGGGCAUCGGCUGUUCCGUCGUCAACAUUGGCAGCGGCGACAUCAUCGAGGUGCGCGAGCAUCUGAUUCUUGGCCUGAUCUGGCAGAUCAUCCGCCGUGGUCUGCUCGGCAAGAUCGACAUCAAGCUGCACCCGGAGCUGUACCGCCUGCUGGAGGACGGCGAGACCCUCGAGCAGUUCCUGCGCCUGCCGCCUGAGCAGAUCCUGCUGCGCUGGUUCAACUACCACCUCAAGGCCGCCAACUGGCCCCGCACCGUCUCCAACUUUUCGUCGGACGUCAAGGAUGGCGAGAACUACACGGUCCUGCUCGCCCAGAUCGGCCACGAGUACGGCUGCACGCGUGCGCCGCUCCAGACCCGCGACACCCUGCAGCGCGCCGAGGAGGUCCUCCAGAACGCCGACAAGCUGGGCUGCCGCAAGUUCCUGUCGCCGACGUCCCUUGUCGCCGGCAACCCCAAGCUGAACCUCGCCUUUGUCGCCAACCUGUUCAACACGCACCCCGCCCUCGACCCCAUCACCGAGGAGGAGAAGGCCGAGGUGGAGGACUUUGACGCCGAGGGCGAGCGCGAGGCGCGCGUCUUCACGCUGUGGCUCAACAGCCUGGACGUGCAGCCCGCGGUGCAGUCGUUCUUUGACGACCUGCGCGACGGCACCAUCCUGCUGCAGGCCUACGACAAGGUCGUGGCCGGCUCGGUCAACUGGCGGUUCGUCAACAAGCGGCCCGCGAGCGGCGGCGAGGUCAUGCGCUUCAAGGCCGUCGAGAACACCAACUACGCCAUCGAGCUCGGCAAGCAGCUCGGCUUCUCGCUGGUCGGCAUCCAGGGCGCCGACAUUACGGACGGCCAGAAGACGCUGACGCUCGGCCUCGUGUGGCAGCUGAUGCGCCGCGACAUUACGGUGACGCUGUCGUCGCUGGCGCAGCGCCUGGGCAAGAAGGAGAUUACGGAUGCCGAGAUGGUUCGGUGGGCCAACGACAUGUCGCGCAAGGGCGGCCGCAACUCGACCAUCCGCUCCUUCAAGGACCCGGCCAUUGGCACGGGCGUGUUCCUGCUGGACGUGCUCAACGGCAUGAAGAGCAGCUAUGUCGACUACGACCUGGUCACGAGCGGCCGCAACGACGAGGAGGCGUACCUCAACGCCAAGCUCAGCAUCAGCAUUGCUCGCAAGCUGGGCGCCACCAUCUGGCUGGUGCCCGAGGACAUUUGCCAGGUGCGCUCGCGCCUGGUCACGACCUUCAUUGGCUCGUUGAUGGCGACGCACGAGAAGAUGACGUGA